ACCGCCGCCUCCCCGACCACGACCGGUGGCUCGCGCCCUGCUGCUGCACGUCCCAGCGGCGGCCUCAAGGUGCGCGACUGCUGCCAGGCCUGUGCCAAAUCAAAAGUUCGUUGCACAAAGGAACGCCCGUCAUGCUCUCGCUGCGAGAGUAAAGGCAUCGAGUGCCGGUAUCUGCACUGCAAGCGUCCAGGACGGGUGCCAGGAAGUAGUGCACGUCGUGCAGCCUCGCUCUCGACCGACCAAACCAAGAGCCGGGCAGCCGGGACAGCUGAUGCAGGCAACACCCUCGACCAUCAAAAUUCUCCGUCGCCCUCGCCACACGCCAGCACUACAGCAGAUCAUGGAACCGCCUCGCUACUCCUAUCGCCUGCAUCCUCGACGACACUCUCGUCUGACCGGGCACAAUGCAGCACCAGUGCCCACCACCGCGUCGACUCGUUCCAGACGCACAUGGAUGCAUCCGACGCAUUGCCCUCAGACUUCUUCCCACCCUUCAAUCUUGACAGUAGCAGCUCGACUAAUGGCGUAUGGGAUGACUGCCUCGACACGCUUGCCGCCAUUGAUGCGCCUAUGUAUACCGAUCUCAUGGACUGGGACCCUUCUGCUGCGCCCAUGUCGACAGGCUUGUCACUCGACUCCACCUUGGGCCUGGAUAUGCUAGACGGCAGCACUGGCUCCCAAUCGCCGUUUGAUCUGUUGAUUCCAUCAACUAGCAACUUCUCCACCGAAUCAAGCUCGCGCGCAUCUUCUUCGGAAUCGUUAAUGUCAUCAGCAUCUUCAAUGCCGCCAUUGUUUUCGUCGGCAUCUUCUUCGACAUCAUCAUCGGCAUCAUCAGCGUCAUCGUCUUCGUCGUCAAGGCACCCAAGUCUACCGAGAGACGUUGUUGCGUUAACAGCCCUACCGGGUGGCCAGACAUGCAGCCAGCCGGCGCAUCCAGAAGCAGUAAACUCGACCGUCUUAAAAGCGGAUAAGGGGAUGAACUGCAAUUGUCUGCACAAGGCACUUGAUUUGUUCAAAACCAUAACUCAAAACCCCUGCUCAGACCCAUCUGCGGUGUCCGGGAGUCCCCUGACUCAGCUCAUCCUGGCCAAGAACAAGCAAACGAUUCAGGCCAUGCUUGCCCUGGUCAACUGCAACAACUGUCGCGACGACAAGCUGCUCAUUGUUGUCGCACUGCUCAUCACUAUGAAGAUGCUAUCUUGGUACGCUUCUGCUGCGGCGCUGACGGGCGGGCCUGGCGUUGGCGCUAGCAGCGCCAUGGACAAUGUCCCCAUGACUAGCGGGCACGGAAGCCCCAUAACAGCCACACCAACGGCAACGGGCCGCCAUCAGCCUUGUCAUCGACAAGCGAAGCAGCAAGUCUUGCGCGAACUGCAUUCUGUACAACGGUUGAUAACUUCACUUUCAGCCAGGCUAAAAGGCCUCGACCCUCACCCUGCUGACUCAUUCCUGGCGCAAAAUGAACUAGAGCGCAGUUAUUAUGGCCGCAGGCGCACAAUGCCCACGACGCUCUUUCGGCCAAAUGCCAUUGAUCCGGCACUCGUGCCUCUCUCAGCCCGUACGCUCGAGGCGGUCGAAGUCGACGCCCGCAGUAGUCUCGGCUUUCUGUCUGCAGCCGUGAGGAAUGCGCUCAAGGAGAGCUGA
Bipolaris zeicola 26-R-13 is the source of this 1644-nucleotide messenger RNA. RefSeq lists its product as uncharacterized. The transcript has a single exon. Lineage: Eukaryota; Fungi; Ascomycota; Dothideomycetes; Pleosporales; Pleosporaceae. The annotation marks the transcript as partial. Gene Ontology annotation, biological process: regulation of DNA-templated transcription; aflatoxin biosynthetic process. Gene Ontology annotation, molecular function: DNA binding; DNA-binding transcription factor activity, RNA polymerase II-specific; zinc ion binding. Gene Ontology annotation, cellular component: nucleus. The record is from RefSeq and is a predicted model, not a curated record.